UGCAGAAGAUACGCUCACAAACUUUCCCACCUGAGGUGAACUCAUUGGAUCCUCUCUCUCUCUCUCUCUCUCUCUCUCUCUCUCUCUUUCUCUCUCUCUCUUUCUCUCUCUCUCCCCCACCCAUUCAUUCAUGUGGGACAAUUCAGAUUCAGAUCACGGACACAGACAGUAAAAAGGAUGCGAGCGCCGGAGAGAGGAGGCAGAGCAGAACGUUUUUCCCCACGAGUGUGUCCUUCCUCGGCGUGAGCGCGUGUAACCUCACGGGGAAUUCAACGACACUGUGAGUUACGGCUGUGUGUGUGUGUCAGGUGUCCAGGACCUGCACAGAACAGGAUCUGCGUUUUCCACACUGUGACUGAGGAGGAGAAGUGAUGGCUCGAGAAAAUAGCUGCUGCAGAGCUUGCUGCAGGGGCUUGUAUGCUUGCCAGUGGAGGAGCUCGCAUGAAAAUAAGAGCAAACAGGCCUGCUGCUGGUACAUAGUUGUCACUCUGGUCUCUCUGCUUUCUCUGUGCUGGAUGUACAUUUGUCUGGUUAUUUAUAAUGACCAAGACGAUGUUAACUGGAAGGUCUUCACAAUACUGAAACAGUGGGUGAACUGGUCCAUGGUGCUGAUCAUCACCUAUGCAGUGUUAACCAGCUACUGCAUUCUGCUGCUGCUCUUUGCACUGUUCCAUGCUGCCUUAGGAGAACAACUCAACUUACACUGGCUGCACAAGAUCUUCCUGUGUCUUGGGGGGACGCUCACUGUUACCGGGAUCGUAGUCUUGAGCUACAUAAGGAGAGAGCAAUGGUCAGCCGUUCGUCUUUCACUUGAGGCCACAGCUCCUUUCCUUCAGUUUGGUGCUGUUGGAGCCCUGACGCUGCUGAGCUCGUUUGUCUUCCACUGCUUCCACAGGGUCAAAUGUGCAGGGUCUAAAGUCCUGAUUGCAGUGGUCUUUGUGGCAGUGUCAGCAGCCAUCUUCCUGUGUCCCAUAUUCAUCCGUUCUCCUUGUCUGAUAGAGUGGAGUGAAUUACCCGACAAACCAAAGCUCAUUGGCCACAGAGGCGCACCAAUGCUGGCUCCAGAGAACACCAUGAUGUCAUUCAACAGGAGCAUCGCGUGCGGCGUGACAGCCUUUGAGACCGAUGUUCAGCUCAGCAAUGACAGCAUUCCCUUCUUGAUGCACGACAACGAGUCUGACUUUUUGUUGAGAACGACAAACGUUAAGGAGAAGUUUCCCAGGACAAACUUCAACAACAGCACCAGCCUAACAUGGGAGGUGUUACAGAGUCUGAAUGCAGGUGAAUGGUUCCUAAAGACAGAUCCUUUCAAUUCAGUGUCCCAGCUCUCAGAGGAGGAGAAGGAAACGGCUAGGAAACAGACUAUACCAUCCUUAUAUCAGCUCCUCAUCCUCGCCAAGCAGCACAGCAUCUCAGUGAUAUUUGAUCUGUAUAGUCCCAACCCAGAAAGGGACGCAAAGGACACAGUUAAAGCCAUCUUGGAUUCUAAGAUUGACCCAAGCCUGAUCCUCUGGCUUCCUCCAGUGAACAUGACUGAUCAAGGUUUCAUCCAGGUCUAUAAAAGUACAACUGAAAUGCGUAAACACGGAGAAAACCACCUGAAUGCAAAAUACAGCGAAUUAACUACUGAUGAAAUCAGAGAACUUCGGAGGGACAACGUCACUGUUAACCUGUGGGUGGUUAAUGAGCGUUGGCUGUUUUCUCUGCUGUGGUGUGCAGGGGCCAGCUCUGUUACCACCAACUCCUGCCACCUCCUAAAAGAAGUGGACCGCCCUGACUGGACCUUGUCACAUCUCCAAUACAAAAUAAUAUGGAUUUCAGUGGACCUUGUAUCUUUUCUGAUAAUGAUUGGGCUCUACAUCUUUCAGAGGAAAAAACACAGUUUGUGUCCUAGAAGAGGAACAGAACAGCAAAGAAGCAAUACUUCAGCCUCCAACGAGAAAGACGUUCCCCUCCUCUCUUUCACUGCUUAGUUUGACCGUCUCCAGCCACGGAUGUUUCAGCCCUGAAACAGACGUACAUCACUGUUUGCACUGUUGGAAUGAUUUGGACCUGAAUCAGGAAGAAGGCAAGCUAUUGUGAAUUUCCAUACACUGCAUUCUGAAGCCAUGAAAGUUGUCUUUACAUUGUUACAUGAGAAUCAAAUACGAGCACUCUACCACUAGAUGGCAGUUUUAGUUUUUUGUUUCUGUGUAAGUCUAGCUGGUUAACUGGGUUUAUCUUUCGCGGGGGGUUGAUCAUUUGUCUGUUGCAAUUGAAAAUAUGAAGCUUCUCUCUGAUUGCAUCACUGCAGUGUGUGAUAUGUGCACUGAAAUUUCUCCUGGCACUUUAUGUCAUUGUGUUUUUUUCAGUUAUUGAUGUUUUGAUUUGUUUCAAAACAAGUUUUUUAAGGUCAUUACUGCAGGAAGGAUGUGGUGUAAGCUGAGCCUUGUGUAUGUAACCCACUGUUGUUUUUUUGUUUGUUUUGGAAGAUUGGGUUAUGUGUAAUUUAUACAGUAUAUUAUAUAUUCCAAAUGGGUAUAAAAACACUGAGUAAAAUCUGACUUCUGUAGAACAGUUAUUCGGUGAAAACAAGCAAAUAAUACAUUAGAAAAAUUAAAACAUAUAUGUGGUUCAUUGUUUCUUUAUGUAUUAACU
Toxotes jaculatrix (banded archerfish) is the source of this 2637-nucleotide messenger RNA. RefSeq names its product glycerophosphodiester phosphodiesterase domain containing 2 (gene gdpd2). Gene Ontology annotation, molecular function: glycerophosphodiester phosphodiesterase activity. NCBI's taxonomy places the organism in Eukaryota, Metazoa, Chordata, Actinopteri, Toxotidae. Gene Ontology annotation, cellular component: membrane. The transcript is spliced from 16 exons. The record is from RefSeq and is a predicted model, not a curated record. Bases 372 to 1973 code for a protein of 533 amino acids. Gene Ontology annotation, biological process: lipid metabolic process.